Messenger RNA from Papilio machaon (common yellow swallowtail), 1873 nucleotides. Its product is annotated as probable cytochrome P450 9f2. The coding region runs from base 39 to 1607 and encodes 522 amino acids. The transcript has 10 exons. Gene Ontology annotation, molecular function: monooxygenase activity; heme binding; iron ion binding. The record is from RefSeq and is a predicted model, not a curated record. NCBI's taxonomy places the organism in Eukaryota, Metazoa, Arthropoda, Insecta, Lepidoptera, Papilionidae.
GUUUUAGUACGUUAGUGUUCGUCGGUAAAUCAAGCGAAAUGAUCGUAGAGAUUUUAAUAUUCAUCUUAACAUCUAUACUAGUGUAUUUUAUAUACACUCAUAAACGUUUACAUCGCUAUUUUGAAGAAAAAGGCUUGAAAUAUAAUCCAGGUUUGCCAAUAUUUGGCAAUGUAAUACGCAGUACGUUCUUAAGGAAACAUUUUGUUGAAGACAUUGACAAGGUGUAUAGAGAAUUUCCGAACGAAAAAUAUGUUGGCUACAUUGAAGCUACUUCGCCUAUUGUACUCAUAAGAGAUCCAGAGAUUAUAAAACGUAUUACAGUUAAGGAUUUCGAUCACUUUGUUAAUCACAAGGAGUUCUUUCCUUCGGAAAUUGAACCUUUGUUUGGCAGCAGUUUGUUAUUGAUGAAAGGUGACAAAUGGCGGGAUAUGCGAACAACUUUAAGUCCCGCUUUCACUGGGUCCAAGAUGAGACACAUGUUGCCGUUCAUGGUUGAAAUAAGCAAUAACAUUGUCAAUUACUUAAAAGAUCACACCAACAAGGACAUUGAUGUGUGUGAUGUAAUGAGACGCUAUACGAAUGACGUCAUCGCUUCCACUGCAUUUGGUAUCCAAGUGAAUUCAUUACAAGACAAAGAUAAUGAAUUCUACAAGACAGGACAAUCGAUGUUCAAAAUGUCACCGCUACAAAGGUUUAAGUUCUUCUUCGUGAAUCAGUUUCCAGCAUUUUCCAAGUUAUUGAACUUAAAAAUAUUUGAUGAUAAGUAUACGACAUUCUUCGAAAACAUAGUUACCAAUACUAUGGAACAUAGACAUAAAAACAAUAUAGAACGACCAGACAUGAUACAAUUGCUAAUGCAGGCUUAUAACGGAAGUUUAAAAGCUGAGGAUGUUGAUAGCAAUGAUGAUGUUAUAAUAGAAGCAGAUAGACUGAACCAUCAAAGUUCUGAUAAACAAUGGACGCAAAGAGAAUUAGUCAGCCAGGUGUUUCUCUUCUUCCUAGCAGGCUUCGAAGUAUCAGCAAACGCUUUAACAAUGUGUAUACAUGAAUUAGCGAUCAAUCCAAAAAUCCAGGAUAGAUUGUAUGAAGAGAUUAAAUCAUUCAAAGAAAAACACGACCGACUUACAUACGACAAUAUCAAUGAUUUGAAAUUUUUGGAUUGCGUCAUUAACGAGAGUUUACGGAGGUGGGCGCCGGCUUUGAUUCUGGACAGAGUAUGUACGAAAGCUUACGAGCUGCCGCCACCGCAUGAGGGAGGGAAACCUUGUAAAUUAAAUCCGGGUGACGUAGUGUAUAACGUGGUGAACUCCAUUCACCUAGACCCACAGCACUACCCUGAUCCUGAAGUCUUUGAUCCCGACAGAUUUAGUGACGAAAGAAAGCACGAAAUCAAACCUUUCACUUUUAUGCCAUUUGGUAUUGGACCUCGUCUUUGUAUUGGGUCCAGAUUUGCACUAUUGGAGCUUAAAGUGUUGAUGUACGACAUAGUGUUGAACUUCAAUAUAUUAAAAUGUGAGAAGACGUCAGAUCCGAUUACUUUGGACCCUAGUGACUUCAAUCUUAAAGCUGCAGGAGGAACGUGGGUUCAUUUAGAACGUAGAUGUUAAUAAUUGUGGACAGUGAAAAUAUUGAUCUGAUACCCAUUUUUUUUGUCGCCCUUUGAAAAUUUUACUGGUUUCGAUAGAUACCUCUUCUUCAACUUGUUUUACCUUAAUUUAAUUUCCUGCUAUCGUACAUCUCUGCUUGGUCUUCUGUGAAUCCACUUCCACACCAUUUUACCUACAAUCAAGAAAAACGAUUAAUUUUGCCUCAUUGUGCGACUUUUAUGCAAAAUUUAUAAUUUUAAUUUCUUUUUAAAUAAAGAUUUGUAUAG